Gopherus evgoodei (Goodes thornscrub tortoise) is the source of this 1629-nucleotide messenger RNA. It is a transcript of the gene CLDN10, whose product is annotated as claudin 10. Gene Ontology annotation, molecular function: structural molecule activity. The transcript is spliced from 5 exons. Bases 1 to 693 code for a protein of 230 amino acids. Gene Ontology annotation, cellular component: plasma membrane; bicellular tight junction. Gene Ontology annotation, biological process: cell adhesion; bicellular tight junction assembly. NCBI's taxonomy places the organism in Eukaryota, Metazoa, Chordata, Testudines, Testudinidae. The record is from RefSeq and is a predicted model, not a curated record.
AUGUUAGGGAUACAAAUUUUAGCUUUUAUAUUUUGUUUUGGUGGAAUAGGAGCUGUUAUUGCUGCCACUGCAUCAAAUGAGUGGAAAGUAACUAGCAGAGCAACAUCAGUUAUCACUGCCACUUGGGUUUUCCAGGGUCUUUGGAUGAACUGUGCAGGAAAUGCACUGGGUGCUUUUCAUUGCAGACCUCAUUUUACCAUCUUCAGACUAGAAGGUUAUAUCCAAGCCUGCAGAGGACUCAUGAUUGCUGCUGUCAGUCUUGGAUUCUUUGGCUCCAUAUUUGCACUGGUUGGGAUGAAGUGUACGAAAGUUGGAGGCUCAGAUCAGACUAAAGCUAAAGUCGCUUGUGUAGCUGGGAUGAUUUUCAUACUUUCUGGGUUGUGCUCUAUGACUGGUUGCUCCCUGUAUGCGAACAGAAUUACAUCUGAAUUCUUUGAUCCUACUUUUAUUGCACAAAAGUAUGAAUUAGGAGCAGCUUUAUUCAUUGGAUGGGCUGGAGCAUCACUUUGCAUAAUUGGUGGCAGUAUAUUCUGCUUCUCAAUAGCUGGAAACAGUAAAUCCCCAAGAAUGGAGUACACAUAUAAUGGAGCCACAUCUGUGAUGUCUUCUAGGACAAAGGUCCACAAUAGUGCAGCAGAUUUUAAAUCACCAAAAGGUCCUCCAAAGCACUUUGACAAAAAUGCUUAUGUUUAAUUGUACUGUUCUAAGAUACAAAACCAGUUUUCAAAUCAGUUUGUACAGUUCAUUCACAGAGUGAUUUCCAUAUGAGUACCAGCAUAAUCACCACCAGGACAAUGAAUUUUUAAAAUAUUAACUUGCAGCAUUUUACAUAUUGAUGUAAAUUUUCUUAUACAAUAUUUUAAGAUUUAUGUUGGUGUUAUAUAUAAAUUAUAUAUCUGUAAGUCACUUGCUGUUUUUGCUUUCUACAAAAAAUAAAUAGGAUAUUUACAGAUAAGUUUGUCACCUACUUGAUUUGUAUGAUAUCAAAUGCACAGUAUCUAAUGCAGUACAUCACAGCAGCAGUAUAGGAGCAGGUUCCAAAAUAGGUUUAGGAUUUGGAGCCAGAAGUCACGUUUUGUGCAACUCCCUAUGUAAAAUUUUUCACCAGUGAGAAACAGUCACUUAGAGCCUGAUUUUCAGAAGUGCUAAACACCUUGCAAGUCCAGUUGAAGUCAACAGGGACUGAUGUGAUCAGGAGCUCUGAAAAUCAGGUCCUUUUUUCUCCCUUAGGGUGCCAGUGAACAGAGGAACAGGUGUGGGGGAGACAAGAGCCAAUCAUUCACAUUCCACAGAAGCAAGAGAGGGAGACAGUUAGGUAGAGCAAGAGUUUAGGGGCUGGGGGAACCAGGGCUGACCAGGGAGCCUAGAGAAGGGAGCUGUGACCAAUAUAUUGGAGGGAGUCAGGGCAGACUGUCGGAGAGGGGUAUUUUGAGUUUAAGGCAACUUGAAAGGAAAUUUUGGGGGGCAGAGUGACAGCACCUGAGAGCUUGGGGAUGUGGGUGGAGGGCCGGGGCAAGCUCCUCCAUUCUGCUUUUCCCCACUUCAGCUUGUAUCCUCUGAGCCUGCCGCCAUCCCUCCUCCAGUCUACCACUACCCCAUCUGCCCCUCCCUCUACUUGUCUCUGGUCCC